UAUUGUAAUAUUAUCGUAUGGCUCGUAUUGUUGUGACUUUCUAAUAAUAAUAGGAACAUAUAGUAGAUAUGUAUUUUAAUAUGUUCAUACAUAAUAUGGAUUUUUACCAAUUCAACAGAUAACGAGCGACAAGGUGUGUUUGCUCACGCCCAAAGCCGGUGUUAUCCCGCCGAUGAUGACCGUAUUGAUGAGUUUCCAGAGAGAAGUUUGGACGAUGACGGCAAUCACGUGCGUACUGGUUACUGUCAUAUAUUUCGCGGCUGCGGCGUUGGACACGCACAGGCCAGGUCCCACGGGAUGCGAUUUAGGGCUGGAAAUCUACAGAAUGUUCAUCGGUGCGCCGACCAAUCGAAUUUUCGCUUACUCUUGUCGCAGGAUAUUGACUUCGUUUUGUCUGUUUUUUACACUAGUCAUUUUGAACGCAUUCCAGGGAUCACUAGUGACGUUCUUGAGCACACCGAUGCACUAUCCCGAUGUCAAUACAUUUACCGAUCUGAAACAGUCGAAUUUGCCGAUUCGAACAUCUAGCAUCAGUUUCAAGGAAAUAUUGACCGGAGACCCUAACUUGAAAUCUCUAGCCUACCGAGUCGAGAAGUGGGAAAAAGAAGAAGACAUUCAUAAUUCCGACGGCAAGUUCGCUGGAUUUGAGCGCGUUAAUGUUUUCAAUUUGGAGCAUUUCAAAGACGUAUUAUUCAUCGCCAAUAGGAACAACACUCGCGUACUACACACGAUGAACGAGUGUUUGAUAUCGUACUUUAUAUCAUACGUAGUCCAUAGGAAUUCACCGUAUAAAAGAAGAAUAAAUAUCUUGCUGUCAUGGAUUGAUCAGGCUGGACUGGUACUCAAGUGGAACAGUGACGUUUCCAAGUAUAUAUUUAAUAAAUACAAGCCAAUCAAUCCCAAAGAUUACGAUACUUCGAAAGUUUUUUCUGUCAGAGAUCUUGAAAUAGCAUUCAUUGUUUUAUCGUUCGGAAUUAUCUUGAGCAUUACUGUAUUUAUUAUUGAAAUUAUGAUGAUGUACAUAGCACCGAAAAUGCGCACACCACACCCUCGUCAUCUCCCAUUCUUACAUUAAUACAUUGCCAUUAAUCAACAUUCAACGUAAUAUAAAUUAAUACUUUCUACUUUAAUACAUAAUAAAAAAAUGUUAAAAAUAUUUUUUUUUUAAAUAUUAUAUCAAUAUAAAAGUUACAGUCUAUA
Rhopalosiphum padi (bird cherry-oat aphid) is the source of this 1200-nucleotide messenger RNA. RefSeq lists its product as uncharacterized. The transcript has 3 exons. The record is from RefSeq and is a predicted model, not a curated record. NCBI's taxonomy places the organism in Eukaryota, Metazoa, Arthropoda, Insecta, Hemiptera, Aphididae. Bases 173 to 1075 code for a protein of 300 amino acids.